This is a messenger RNA of Dendronephthya gigantea, 678 nucleotides long. RefSeq names its product hemagglutinin/amebocyte aggregation factor-like. Lineage: Eukaryota; Metazoa; Cnidaria; Anthozoa; Malacalcyonacea; Nephtheidae. Bases 65 to 568 code for a protein of 167 amino acids. The record is from RefSeq and is a predicted model, not a curated record. The transcript is spliced from 5 exons.
AGUUCUGACAGAGAGUGCGACAGUUAGAGAAACACCAAAGACGAUCGAACUCCACGUGAACACCAUGAAGACAGUGAUUCUGGCGUUCUGUUUGCUACUUGUUAAUGCAAUGAAUAUUAUGGCUUGGACACGUUUUGAUGCUCCAUGGUCCUUUCAAUGUGGACGCCGUGCAUCUAUUAGUCACAUCAGCAGUUUCCAUAGCAACCAUCAUGAAGAUCGGUCGUGGAUUUUUCACUGCAGACGUAACGCAAAAAUUACGAAUAGAUGCGGCUGGACUGGAUUCGUCAAUUGGUUUGAUCGCCAAAUAUUAUUCCAAUGUCCAAAUGGAGUCAUCACAGGUGUACGUUCUUACCACAGUAAUCAUCAUGAAGACAGACGAUUUAGAUUCAGAUGUUGUCGUACAAGACGACAUAAUCGUGAUUGUACCUGGACUCCCUUCCAAAAUUACUGGGAUGGUAAAAUGAAUUUUAAUGUGGCGAGAUACAAAUUUCUUGUUGGCGUACAAAGCAUUCACGACAAUAGAAGAGAGGACAGAAGAUGGAAAUUCCUCGUCUGUAGAAAAAAUUAAAUUGACUUUGCUAAUCAGUACAUUGAAUGUAAUACAUUCUUUACUGCGUUAUGUAGAACAUGUCAUUGAUAGAUGUAAUGAACUCUUGCAUGCCCUUAGUAGAGCAUAUU